Molecule: messenger RNA, 546 nt
Organism: Hermetia illucens (black soldier fly)
Lineage: Eukaryota; Metazoa; Arthropoda; Insecta; Diptera; Stratiomyidae
Product: lysozyme 1-like
Exons: 1
Coding region: 53-481 (142 amino acids)
Molecular function (GO): lysozyme activity
Source: RefSeq, a predicted model, not a curated record
UUUUCCGUGAAACAUCAGUCUCUUUGUGUCUCACAGAAAGGCAUUUCUCAACAUGAAAGUAUUCGCUAUUCUCGCUUUCGUUCUCGUCUGCGCCGCCCCGGCCUGGAGUAAGAUCUUCACCAAAUGCGAGCUUGCAAAGGAACUCCUUGCACAUGGCAUCGCAAAGUCUGAAAUCCCUAACUGGAUUUGCCUUGUCCAACACGAAUCUGGAUUCAACACCAAGGCCUUAGGAGCCCUCAAUUCAAAUGGAACCCGGGAUUAUGGCCUCUUCCAAAUUAACAACAGAUACUGGUGCCAAGGAAGCAUUGAGUCCUCCAACUUGUGCCACAUCAAGUGUGACGAUCUUCUUUCCGAUAACAUCACUGCAGCUUUGAAUUGUGCUAAAUUGAUCAAGGAACGUCGUGGCGGUACCUUCGAAGCCUGGUACGGAUGGUUGAACUAUUGCCAAAAAUCCUUACCAAGCGUCAGCGAAUGUUUUUAAGGAUGACACAUUUUAUGUGAUAAUACUUGAAUAAAAUGGGUGUUGGCAACAAUCUGUCUAGUUUA